Messenger RNA from Podospora anserina S mat+, 432 nucleotides. RefSeq lists its product as uncharacterized. The record is from RefSeq and is a predicted model, not a curated record. Gene Ontology annotation, molecular function: catalytic activity. Bases 1 to 432 code for a protein of 143 amino acids. Lineage: Eukaryota; Fungi; Ascomycota; Sordariomycetes; Sordariales; Podosporaceae. The transcript has a single exon.
AUGACGGCUGAGGGUGCGCAGAAUCUAUCCCAACCGUACGCCAUUGAGAGUGCAGCCUAUGUGCUUCACAGCACUGCUGUAUGCAAACAGGAGAGCAUUAGCCUGCUUCGGACGCGGCAGGGAAUUGUUUGCUCAAAGCCUGGUGGUGGACACAGUUGUGUCAUUGGACCUGAUGGUAGACGCUUGACUAAGCGUCUCGGUAAUGGACCUGAUGGUAUAAAGUAUUUGGGGCCUAUUGGUGUUGGCCUUGAUACUCUGGGAGGUAUCAUAUUUGCUGAUUUGGACUUGACGAACUGCGUCACAGCUCGGGGUUUCUUGGAUAUUGUUGGCCACUAUAGCCGGCCGGACCUCCUUAGGCUUGGUGUGGACAGCCGACAAAAGGAGCCGGUAGUUUCGAGAGGCUCUGUUCAGUACCUAGAUGGAGGAGAGUAA